This is a messenger RNA of Oryctolagus cuniculus (rabbit), 11440 nucleotides long. The record is from RefSeq and is a predicted model, not a curated record. NCBI's taxonomy places the organism in Eukaryota, Metazoa, Chordata, Mammalia, Lagomorpha, Leporidae.
GUAGGGGCGGAAAGCGGAAGUGUGGGAGGGUCUGCGGGGCGGGCCUGGAGAGGUCCCGGGGAGGAUGGAGUAGUGCGCGGGGCUGGGCGGCUGCCGGCAGCGCCAUGGAGACGGUGCAGCUGAGGAACCCGCCGCGCCGGCAGCUGAAAAAGUUGGAUGAAGACAGUUUAACCAAACAACCAGAAGAAGUAUUUGAUGUCUUGGAGAAACUUGGAGAAGGGUCCUAUGGCAGCGUGUAUAAAGCUAUUCAUAAAGAGACCGGACAGAUUGUGGCUAUUAAACAAGUUCCUGUAGAAUCAGAUCUUCAGGAGAUAAUCAAAGAAAUCUCCAUAAUGCAGCAAUGUGACAGCCCUCAUGUAGUCAAAUAUUAUGGAAGUUAUUUUAAAAACACAGACUUAUGGAUCGUUAUGGAGUACUGUGGAGCUGGCUCUGUAUCUGAUAUCAUUAGAUUACGAAAUAAAACGUUAACAGAAGAUGAAAUAGCUACAGUAUUACAAUCAACUCUUAAAGGAUUGGAAUACCUUCAUUUUAUGAGAAAAAUACACCGAGACAUCAAGGCAGGAAAUAUUUUGCUAAAUACAGAGGGACAUGCAAAACUCGCGGAUUUUGGUGUAGCAGGUCAACUUACAGAUACCAUGGCCAAGCGUAAUACAGUAAUAGGAACACCAUUUUGGAUGGCUCCAGAGGUGAUUCAGGAAAUCGGGUACAACUGUGUGGCAGACAUCUGGUCUCUGGGAAUAACUGCCAUAGAAAUGGCUGAAGGAAAGCCACCAUAUGCUGAUAUCCAUCCCAUGAGGGCAAUCUUCAUGAUUCCUACAAACCCUCCGCCCACAUUCCGCAAACCAGAGCUGUGGUCAGAUAACUUUACGGACUUCGUGAAGCAGUGUCUUGUAAAGAGCCCUGAGCAGAGGGCCACAGCCACUCAGCUCCUACAGCACCCGUUUGUCAGGAAUGCUAAAGGAGUGUCAAUGUUGCGGGACUUAAUUAACGAAGCCAUGGAUGUGAAACUGAAACGCCAGGAAUCCCAGCAGCGGGAAGUGGACCAAGAUGAUGAAGAUAACUCAGAGGAGGAUGAAAUGGAUUCUGGCACGAUGGUUCGCGCGGCGGGCGACGAGAUGGGCACUGUGCGUGUGGCCAGCACCAUGAGUGAUGGAGCCAGUACCAUGAUUGAGCAUGAAGACACCUUGCCCUCACAGCUGGGCACCAUGGUGAUCAAUGCAGAGGAUGAGGAAGAGGAAGGGACUAUGAAAAGAAGGGAUGAGACCAUGCAGCCUGUAAAACCAUCUUUCCUUGAAUACUUUGAACAAAAAGAAAAGGAAAACCAGGUCAACAGCUUUGGCAAGAGUGUACCUGCUCCACUGAAAAAUUCUUCCGAUUGGAAAGUACCGCUGGAUGGAGACUAUGAGUUUAAAACCAGCCAAGAACAGCAUUCUGAAAAAGACAUAUGUAUCCAAAAUUGCCCGGGGAGCGUGCUGGGUAGAUAUGCUUUCUGAGAAACCACACGGCAGAUGAAUGUCCUCUUUGUCUCAGAAGCUGCGGGAGCCUGGUUCUGCUGAUGACUCUCACUGGCUGCUUGGAGCUUGGUUUUUAACUCAGUUGCCGAAAUGGCUCUGAGAGCAUGACUGAAAUGCUUGUGGUUUGUGACUUUAGGAGGUUUCUUAAAAUGAUAUCAGCCUGUGUGAACUUGACACUGUUUUUCAUUUCUUUUCUUUGGUUUUGAGACUGCCUGACCUGUGGCUGCUUUACACUCAAGGCCAGUUAUUCUCUGAUGUUAAAAUAUAGAAUGACUUUUAUCUCAGCUACUGAACUGAGUGCAUACUGGCUCAGAAGUAGAUCCUAAGAGCUGCAAACAAGUACCUUGGCACCUUAGAGCCUAGGAAGCCCUGGACUGGGGUCACUUCCAAAUGGCUUCCCUGGAAGUUUAGGUGACAAACAGUCAUAUGUCUUGACUUCCCAGCAGCUAUCCUUUCUCAGUAAGCUGUCCCAGUACAGUGUCUGAGAGAAUGACACUUUCAGGAUUGAAAGGGAGCUGAAGGGGCGUGUAUUCUAGCUCCUGCAUCUCCAGAAAGAGGCAGCAUCCAGCAUUCUCUCGGAUCCCUCUGUGCGUUUCUGAGAAGGGAGAGUUCAUGAGUUGGGAAAUGAGUGGUCCGUAUCCUUGCUCAGCAUCUCUGAAGAUACGGCCGUUUUAAAUUUUGGCCAGAUUUGUCACUGGGGAACUUCCUCUGUGAAGCUUUGAUGAUUUCUCAUAGAAACUGCAAAAGUGAGUUGGGAUCAUCUGAAUUUUCUGUUUUACAGAUGGAGAAAGUUGUAGUCUCUUGCCCCUACCCACUUAGUAUCAUGGUAAUUUGGCUUGAGUAAAAUUUGGCGGCCUUAGGCUAGCUCCUUGUUACCAAGGCAAGCAGCUGAGUGUCGGUACUCCCUGUACACCUGUGCUGCUCAGCACAUGGGUUUUCUUGGUGUCUUUGAGCUUUGUUCUCUCUCUCUGUUUAACUGAGGUAAUGAGUGUGAAAACACCUUACUAAUCUUAGAUACUGGGUGAUGUUUCAUUGAAAGUGCUGGCUCUCAAGGUAUAGACAGAAACAGAUUCAGUUUUAGUCUCUGUCUCUUGCAGACAGUGUGACCUUGGAUAGUUUCGAUUAUAUAAAUCUUCAGCUCUCAAAUUCUUCAUCUAGAGCAUCAGGUUAAUAAAUUUAGCAGUAAGGUUAAAUGAAGAUCAAAUGAGGUUAAUACAUAGGAAAUACUUGCUUAAUACAUGACCAACCAAUAAUGAACAGUUAAUGUUUAAAAAUGAUCUGGCUUUUUUUUUUAACUGCUGCUAUUAUUAUUCCUAUAAUCACUGCAGAACAAGGUCCUUGUCCUGCCCUGUUAGGAAGGCGGUACCGUCAGGGCUUCUGCUUGCCCUCCAACCUUACCUUUCUUUGUAAUUUAUUUCUCUCUGUAGCACUUUCCUUGUUGUUUUUUUUUUUAACUUUACUGAGAAAAACAAUAUUCUUUGAAGCAAGCAUUAGAAAAGAAAAGCAAGCUAUAACUAUAGAUACUGCCAAUUUAAAAAUCUAUAACUAUGCCAAUGGAUUUAAAAAGUUAGAUGAAGUCAGGAUUGGAGGUGUGGGGGUAGAGGGGUGCUGACAUGAAUUUAGAAUGAAACCAAGACCAAGGACAAAGAAGUCUGGACCCCAAGGGCAAAGCAGGGUGAGCUAGACUGUUCACAACACAUACUCAAAUAACAGAGCCACAGAGGAUGAAAGGACCUGUGAGAACAGACACUGCCAUGAUAGGGGGUGGGGUGGCACACACAAAUCCUCUCUUGCCCUUGGAGUCCCUCUUUCCCUCCCUAUUGUGAGUACUUUCAAUUGUAUGCAAAUGUCACAUUUAGUCAGAGAAAAUUAGAAUAUUUUAAUUUUCUACUUGGGCUAUAAACAUACAUACCAAAAUGUUCUGGAUUUAAAAUUACCUUGCAUUUUUCAAAUUUAAAUUUUUUAUUUGGGGUUUGGCAUUUUGGAACUUUUCAGUAGUGAGCAAGCAUGUGCAUUCAGUAACUGAUAAUAGUAUUUCUUGAAAGAAAUACUAUCAAAGUCAAAAUAAUAGCUACAUUGUUGUGCUAUUAACAGUCACAACUUUCGUAAGAGGAAAAUGUUUAUGAACAUUAGAAUCUCUAGUUUCAGGCAACACAGAAUAUGUUUGUAGACAUGUAUAACACAUUAAUCAUGAACCAAACCUUCCCACAGGCCCCGUUUGUGAUAGAUGCAAAUCAUGGUCUUGUCACUGCUUUCCUUAUAGCUCCAGGUUGUAAGUCAGACCCAGAUUACAAGAAGUUUAAUUUUUCAAGUUGUUUGCUUGUUUUAGAAAACAUUUAGCAUGCAUAUUGUAAAGAGUGACUUCAUACUGAAGUCAAGAGCUCUUAACCCAGAUCUUACAUGCUAGGAAUAUGGUGAGUGUACUUCCUGAACAAAAAACUAGAACACACACAGCCUUUACAAAGAGUAUUCUCUCAUUUGUCAAUGUAAGUACAUUUGAAAAAUAUUACCAUGGCAUAAAUUAAGUCACAUUUGAUUAUACCAGUUAAACAUCUGUUGAAUAAAGGAAUAUCCCAAAAUAUCUAAGACAUAUACAUAUUAAUGCUUUUAUGCUUUUGUAAGGAUUAAGGAUUAAUCUUUUCCAGGCAGUCCUUUUUUUUUUUUUUUUAGAAUUUAUUUAUUUAUUUGAAAGGCAGAGUUAGCGAGAGGCAGAGGGAGAGCCAGAGAGAGGGAUCUUCCAUCUGCUGGUUCACUCCCCAGGUGGCCACAAUGGCCAAAGCUAAGCCAAUCCAAAGCCAGGAGCCAGGAGCUUCUUCCAGAUCUCCCAUGUGGGUGCAGGGGCCCAAGGAGUUGGGCCCUCUUCUACUGCUUUCCCAGGCCAUAGCAGAGAGCUGGAUCGCAAGUGGAGCAGCAAGUGAACCAGCUCCCAUAUGGAAUGCCAGCACUGCAGGUGGCGGCUUUUCUCACUAUGCCAUCACGCUGGUCCCCCAGCCAGUCUUAACUCAGAAAAAUGAAAGCAAAAAAAAUCUUUAAAAAAAAAAGCUUUAUUGGCCGGCGCCGCGGCUCACUAGGCUAAUCCUCCGCCUAGCGGCGCCGGCACACCAGGUUCUAGUCCCGGUUGGGGCGCCGGAUUCUGUCCCGGUUGCCCCUCUUCCAGGCAAGCUCUCUGAUGUGGCCAGGGAGUGCAGUGGAGGAUGGCCCAGGUGCUUGGGCCCUGCACCCCAUGGGAGACCAGGAAAAGCACCUGGCUCCUGGCUCCUGCCAUCGGAUCAGCGCGGUGCGCCGGCCGCGGUGCGCUGGCUGCAGCACGCCGGCCGCAGCGGCCAUUGGAGGAUGAACCAACGGCAAAGGAAGACCUUUCUCUCUCUCUCUCUCUCUCACUGUCCACUCUGCCUGUCAAAAAAAAAAAAAAAAAUCUUUAUUUAGCAGUUUUGUGGUUCUGGCAGAACUAAAAGAUUUAUAUAUGUGUACACACACACACACACAUAUACUAUACCUAGAUUUUGUGUUUUUUUUUUUUUUUUUUUUUUUUUUUUCUUUUUUGACAUCCCAGGGGGUUCAGGUACCAAGACCUGACCAUUGCAGAUUCUCUUGUCCUUUGCAGAUAGAACUUGUUGUCUUUUUGUUGCAGAAUUCUUCCCCUAUCCCUAAAAAAAGGAUUGCUUGAGCUGUUCUUUUUGGGUAUUUAGGUUGUGAAUCCUGACGCUUCAUUGCAGAGGAGUGCCCAGCAGUAGUUUUACAUACUUUCCAGAGACCGAGUGCUUAUGUACUUGCACAUUUUCUUACUUUAAGAAAGCCCAAAUUAUAAAAGUUCAGGAUGGCAAAAGAAAUUACUCAGGGAGUUUUUAUUCACAUUCUUGACUAUAAAAAUUUUGGUCUUUUAAUGUAUUUAAAAAUUGGAUCCUAUUUAAUCAGAAGAUACCUUUUAAAAUUACAUCUGUUAAAUAGAGAUCAAUUUGCAUUUUGGUUUUCAAAUUUUGAUUGGGAUUCUUUGGACUUCUUUUAUAUGCCAGAAGAGAGAGAAGCCUGGCCUUUUGUCUGUCUUGGAAAUUUCCAGCCCAGCAAAGUAAAUAGAGUCAUAGCUUGCAGGAAUUCUUAUCUGAUCAGCCAUCUUUUCCCUAGAUUAAAUUACAUCAAAACAGCAGAUUGGUAUAGUUGAUGGUUUAGAUUUUAAUUUCUUAUAAAAGAUUAAUAUCCCUACAAGAAUGAUUAUACUUAAAUAUAUAUUUAAAUAUAUAUAUAUAUAUUUUUUUUUUGGAAGAGUUAGAGGGAAAGAUAGAGAUAUCUUCCAUCUGCUGGUCCACCCCACAGGCUGGCCGCAACUGGCCAGUGCUGGGCCGAGCCAAAGCCAGAAUCCAGGAGCUUCAUCCCGGUCUCCCACAUGGAUGGCAGGGGCCCAACACUUGGGCCAUAUUCUGCUGCAUUUUCCAGGCCAUUAGCAGAGAGUCAGAUUGGAAGUAGAGCAGCCAGGAUGUGAACCAGCAUCCAUACGGGAUGCUGGUGUCGUAGGCAGCAGCUUUACCUGCUGCACCACCAUGUCACCCUAACUACUGGCACUUUCGAUGUCUUCCUUUGGUCUUUGCAGAUAUCAGGAGCAUCGCAUUCUGCUCUGCUCUUGUGCUAACCUCUUAGACAUCCACAGCUCUUCAGGGAGGUUUGAUGUGUGCUCACUGACUUCUUGAGAGUUUUCCUCACACAGUUUGUGGCUUUCUUAAGUGUGAAAUUUAUAUACACUGAUUCAGAGCUGCUCUUAAAAUUUUUCUUAAACAGCAAUCAUAAGCAACCCAGACUGGAGUGAACUUUUAUGUCUUUUUCUGUCCAGCUCUAUUGCAAUCAGGACACUGGGUGAGCUGUUCAUCUUGAUCUUGGCAUUCACGGGUCAGCUUUGAGUAAUUGACUUAACUUUAUUUAAGGAACUUAUAUUAUCCUCUUAGGCUUAUGUAUUGAUCACAUACUUUCUGAAAAGCCCAGGUCUUAUUAGUGAUUGAGGGAACCCAGUAAAGGAUCAGGAUCAUUUUCAAGUAAAAGCUUAAAGAUUAAGAGUUAUAUUCAUAUUACUGUUUUCAAAUAGUUAUUUAUUUGAAAGGCAGAGAGACUGAGACAGGUCUCUCAUCUGCUGGUUCACUCCCCAGCUGCCUGCAGUAGUGCUCCGGACAGAAGCCAGGAGCUCAAAACUCAAUCAGGGUUUCCCAUCGGGAUGGCAGGGACCCAGCUACUGGGAGCAUCACGCUGUCUCCUAGGAUGUGUAAUAGCAGGAAACUGGAUCAGAAGCAGAGCCGGGACACAAACCCAGGCACUCUGAUAUGUAAUACAGGCAUCUCAAGUUGUGUCUUAACCACUGAGCCAAAUGCCCACCUCUUGCAUUUCUUUUUCUUUUUCUUUUUCUUUUUUUAAGAUUUAAUUAUUUAUUUGAAAGUCAGAGUUACACAGAGAGAGAAGGAGAAGCAGAGAGAGAGAGAGAGAGAGAGAUUGAGAGAGAGGUCUUCCAUCUGUUGGUUCACUCCCCAGUUGGCUACAAUGGCUAGAGCUGUGCUGAUUCGAAGCUAGGAACCAGGAGCUUCUUCUGGAUCUCCCAUGUGGGUGCAGGGGCCCCAGGACUUGGGCCAUCUUCCACUGCUUUCCCGGGCCAUAGCAGAGAGCAGGAAAGCAAGUGGAGCAGGUGGGACCCAAAAUAACGCCCAUAUGGAAUGCUGGUGGCUUUACCCACUAUACCACAGCACUGGCCCGAUCUUUUUUUAUUUAUUUAUUUAUUUAUUUAUUUGAGAGGUAGAAUUACAGACAGUGAGAGGGAGAGAGAGAAAGGUCUUCAAUCCAUUGGUUCACUCCUUAGAUGGUCGCAUUGGUCAGAGCCGAGCCGAUCUGAAGCCAGGAGCUUCUUCCAGUUCUUUCAUGCAGGUGCAGGGGCCCAAGUGCUUAAGCCAUCUUCUACUGCUUUCCUAGGCCACAGCAGAGAGCUGGAUUGGGAGAGGAGCAGCCAGGGGUAGAACCAGCGCCUGUAUGGGAAGCUGACGCCACAGGCAGAGGAUUAACCUAUGCUAUGGCGCCGGCCCCUUGUAUUUCUUUCCUUUUUUUUUUUUUUUUUACAGGCAGAGUGGACAGUGAGAGAGAGACAGAGAAAAAGGUCUUCCUUUGCCGUUGGUUCACCCUCCAAUGGCCGCUGCGGCCGGCACGCUGCAGCCGGUGCACCGCGCUGAUCCGAAGGCAGGAGCCCUGGUCUCCCAUGGGGUACAAGGCCCAAGGACUUGGGUCAUCCUCCACUGCACUCCCUGGCCACAGCAGAGAGCUGGCCUGGAAGAGGGGCAACCGGGACAGAAUCUGGCGCCCCGACCGGGACUAGAACCCGGUGUGUCGGCGCCGCAAGGCAGAGGAUUAGCCCAUUGAGCCGCGGCGCCGGCCUGUAUUUCUUUUUAAAAUACUUGUUGAGAAUUCUUUUCUGCCGGCAUGACUCCCUGACAAUAUAUUAGACAUAACCCUUACAUUCAGAUAGCUGCCACUUCAGUAAGAUACGGGUGUUACAGGAGAUGGGCUGGGGCUUGAGCUGGACUGGACUAGAAGGUUGAAUGGACAUUCCUCUAUGCAGAGACAAAGAUUUGUCAGCAGAAGCAAAGAAGCGUGAAAAAGCAUUUCGCUGACGCCACGGCUCACUAGGCUAAUCAUCCCCCUGCAGCACCAGCACUCCAGGUUCUAGUCCCAGUUGGGGUGCCGGUUCUGUCCUGGUUGCUCCUCUUCCAGCCCAGCUCUCUUCUGUGGCCCGGGAAGGCAGUGGAGGAUGGCCCAAGUGCUUGGGUCCUGCACCUGCAUGGGAGACCAGGAGGAAGCGCCUGGCUCCUGGCUUCGGAUUGGCACAGCACAUCGGCUGUAGUGGCCAUUUCGGGGGUGAACCAAUGGAAGGAAGACCUUUCUCUCUGUCUCUCUCUCUCACUGACUAACUCUAUCUGUCAAAUUAAAAAAAAAAGAAAGAAAGAAAGAAAGAAAAAGAAAAAAUUGUGGCACCCAAAGGCAUUUUGAGUAGUACUGACAAAUGAACUCAUCAAUCUUCUUACUUAUUUAACCCAAUUUUAUUAGUGUUCUGUAUCUAAGAUAAAGAGUUCCUUCAAAUGAUAAGAUUCACACUUUCAAAAAAAUAUUUUUAUUUAUUUGAGAGGUAGCGUAUAGACAAAGAGAGGGAGAGACAGAGAGAAAGGUCUUCUAUCCACUGGUUCAUUCUCCAAGGGGCUACAAUGGCUGGAGCUGCGCCGAUCCAAAGCCAGGAGGCAGGAGCUUCUUCUGGGUCUCCCACAUAGAUGCAGGGGCCCAAGGACUUGGGCCAUCUUCCGCUGCUUUCCCAGGCCACAGUAGAGUGCUGGAUCGGAGGAGGAACAGCUGGGACACAAAGCGGCUCACAUAUGGGAUGCCGGCCGUGCAAGCAGAUGCUUAGCCUGCUGCCACGGUGCCAGCCCCUCAUUUUGUUUUUAAGAACUCUAGGGGCUGGUGCUGUGGCACAGUGGGUUAAAUCCCUGGCCUGAGGCUCUGGCAUCCCAUAUGGGUGCCGGUUCUAGUUCUGGCUGCUCCUCUUCCAAUCCAGCUCUCUGCUGUGGCCUAAGAAAGCAGUGGAAGGUGGCCCAAGUCCUGGGGCCCCUGCACCCACGUGGGAGACCCCAAAGAAGCUCCUGGCUCCUGGCUUUGGUUUGGUGUAGCUCUGGCUGUUGUGGCCAACUGGAGAGUGCAGCAGCGGAUGGAAGACCUCUCUCUCUCUCUCUGCCUCUCCUUCUUGAAUCUCUGUGUAACUCUGACUUUCAAAUAAAUAAAUGCAGACCUUCCCUUGAAUUAGACUGACCGCCUUUUCUCUGUGCUAUAAACACAUAAAAAGGUGAGGUCUUUCUCUUAGAGACCCUGGCUACAAGGAAUCUUUCUUUUUUCAAUUCCUGUAGCACAUGUUGCUUUGACCUGGAGGUGGCUGGGCUUUGUAGUCACACACACUCAGGGUUCACAUCCUAAUUCAGCUCCUUCAGGCUCUGGGACUGUGAGCAAAUUCCUGUAUCUGUCAGUCUCAGUAAAAUGGGGGGUAACACUACUUGUUUCGUGGACUAGUGUGAGGAUUACAGGAGACUGUGCAUGUAAAGUGCUGAGUAUGAAGCCUAGCACAUAGUGUUCAGUGAAAAGUGGCUCUGAUCUUGGUUAAUGAUUACUGGUACUUACUAAAUAAUGCCUCAGACAGUAGCUCGUAUUGAAGACUUCCCAACCUAUUUCUCCUUACUUCCAGUGUGAAGGGAGGCUGCCUAAUGCUGUUUGUGCCAUACCCAUGCGUUCACUUACUCCCCUCUGUCACCCUGUGUCUGCCCACUCCAAGCCUAGUGCCAUCUAGGGAUGAGUACUGGCUACAUCUUCAUUAUUAAAGAUGUAAUGGUAGAUAUUAGCAAUGCAGUGAUUUGGGGGAUCAUCUUGGUCUGUUUUCUGCUGCCAUAACAAUACCACAGACAGAAUAAUUUAUAAAUAAAAGCUUUAUUUGGCUCACGGUUCUGGAGGCUGGGAAGUCCAAGAACAUGGCAUUGACAUCUUCCAAGGACCUUCCUGCUGCAUCUUAAUAUAGCCGGAGGAGGGGAGGGAGAUUAGGGCCCAAAUCGCCCCAUUUACUGGGAACCCCUGCUGAGAUAACAGAAUUAACCCAUUCUUGAGGUUGGUGCUCUCACAUCCUAAUGGCCUCUUAAAGGUCCCAUCUCCCCAUACUAUUAAAAUGGCAAUUAAAUUUCAACAUGAGUUUUCGGGGUUGGGGGGCAAACCACUUUUAUAUUUCGGGACAUGAAAGUUCCUUAUGGAUUCUUGCUGUGCAGAGCCAGAGUCAAGAUGACAGGGGAAGAAAAUCUGGGUUUGGUCAAAGCUGCAUUAUUUUUGGCAAAAGGCUAUUAUAAAAUUCAUGGAACAGAACACAAGUGCAUUAUGAUUUCCCGAGUAAGUUGUGGCCAAAGCAGGGUCGGAGCAAACAGUAAGCAUGCAAAAGCACCGCUUCAGGAUCUUGUCGUGCAAGUUUGAGAAUGAUCCUCAGUCAAUCAAAAGUGCCUAGCAGUGUGCACGUAACAUAGUUAAUCAAAAGUAACUAACAUUGUGCACGUAACAUAGUUAAACUGUGUCAUUUAAGGCAAAAAAAAUCUUUCACUUGUUGUGUUUUAGAAUUCACCAUUCAUCAAACCGUAUCCUUUACACACACACGCACACACACGCACAGGCAUGCACAUGCACACACGGAUGUGAGGCUCUUUGGGCAGUCUUCCGUUGUUUGAGCUCAAUCUCAGUCCCAAGAGACCCAUGACAGAGCUCUGAUCGUUGCAUUGCUAUGUCACCUUGGAGCCAGAUUUCUUUGUUUUACCCACACUUAUGGUAUAUAUUUCAUUCCAGUGUUUGUAAAUAUUUUGUAUCAUGCAGUCUUGUUUUCUUUGGUUGGAAUUCUGAUAACAGGGAGAUUUCUUGUGUUGAUUUUGAAGUAAUCAUAAGCCCCAAAUGAGUUUGAAGUCAUCAUUAACUGUAAUAGUGUUGCUGCUUUUCUUCCUUAUUGGAGAAGCAUCAGGGAGUUUUUAUAGGGGCCAACUUUGUGGUGUAAUGGGGUAAGCUCUUGCCUGUGAUGCCGGCAUCACAUAUGAGUGCUGGUUGAAGUCCUGGCUGCUCCAAUUCCUACCCAGCUCCCUGCUAAUGUGCCUGAGAAAGCAGCAGAGGAUGACCCAAGUGCUUGGGCCCCUGCCACCCACGUGGGAGACCUGGAUGGUGGAAUUCCAGGCUUCUGGCUUCAGCCUGGCCCAGCCCUGGUUGUUGCCUCCAUUUAGGGCAUAAACUAGUGCAUUGAAAAUCUCUGUCUCUCCCUCUCUCUAAAUCUGCCUUUUAAAUAAAUAAGUCAAUCUUUAAAAAAAAAAAAAAAGAUUGAUUUAUUUACUUGAAAGAGUUAUACAGAGAGAGAA